Molecule: messenger RNA, 4026 nt
Organism: Akanthomyces muscarius
Lineage: Eukaryota; Fungi; Ascomycota; Sordariomycetes; Hypocreales; Cordycipitaceae
Exons: 4
Coding region: 1-4026 (1341 amino acids)
Biological process (GO): transmembrane transport
Cellular component (GO): membrane
Molecular function (GO): ABC-type transporter activity; ATP hydrolysis activity; ATP binding
Source: RefSeq, a predicted model, not a curated record
AUGGGACACCGCACCACUUCUCCAGAUGGGUUUCCCACCACAGACCAAGAGGUGCAGCCUCCGAACCUGCAUGCGUCGAAUGCGAUAGUGGCAUCUGCCAUUGUCGUGCCCGAGCUGCAUGAUUCGGAACAAAAAGCAAAGGAGAAUGCCCGUCCAAAGUCCAGCGACGAGCCGCGCAUAGGACAAGAUCACGAUAGCACCAAAGAAGAAGCAGGCCAGGGGGCUGAAGGCCCGUUGGCUUCAUUCCUGCGCGUUCUCUACACCUUCUCAACGCCUCUGGAUCAUUUGUUGCGCUGCAUCGGACUGGUGGCCGCUGUCGCAUCGGGUGCCGUUUUACCGUGUAUGACGCUAGUCUUUGGCUCUUCGGUGGACGAGUUCAACUCUUUCGGCGCCAACCACACGUCCGCCGACGCCUUGUACAGCGGCCUGGCCCGCAACGCCCUCUAUUUCUUCUACCUUUUCCUUGGACGCUUCGUGCUGGUCUAUGUCCACUCGUCCUGCUUUGGAAUAUCCGGCAUUAGGGCCACUAGGGCGUUUCGCCAGCAGUUUGUCAAGGCCGUCAUACGACAGGACAUUGCGUACAUUGACUCGACAUCCCCCGGAGCAAUCAUCACCACCAUAUCUGCCAACGUCAACAUGGUCGAGAAUGGCAUCACGGAGAAAAUAGGCAGCCUGAUCCAGGCGAUUUCUAUGCUCGUUGCAGGCUUCGUAGUUGCCUUUACGCAACAGUGGAAAUUGACGCUAGUGACAGCCACCACACUGCCAGUCUUGUUUGCAGGCUUCUACAUCACCUUUGCUCUUGACGCGAAAAUAGAAGGCAAGAUUCUCCAAGUCUAUAAUGAUGCCAGCACUCUUGUCGAAGAGGCCAUGAGCAGCAUCCGCAUGGUCAAUGCAUUGGACAUCGGGAAAAGACUCAGCCUGCGCUACGAUACAUCUCUCGCCGAAGGCCAACGUCUGGGGCUCACCAAGGGCCCCGUUAUUGGCUUUCAGUACAGUGUUGAAAUGUUCACCACGUACUGUGCCUACUCUCUCGCUUGGUUCUAUGGGGUGAAGCUCAUCAGCAACGGCGAAAUACACUCUGGCGGUGACAUGGUAAUAGUUUUGCUGUCUGUUCUUUUGGCCACUCAAGCCGCCUCAGAUGUCGCCCCAGGCUUCAGCGGCUUUGCUAGAGCAUCGGCUUCUGCACGUGCCAUGUUCAAGAUUAUGGACCGCACCCCAAAGAUUGACUCACUCAGUGACAAAGGCAAGACGCCCGCUGAGACUCACGAUAUCAGCAUCGAAUUACAAGAUGCUGUAUUUGCCUACCCUUCGCGGCCAACUGUUCCCAUUCUUCAAGGCCUCAGCCUCGAGUUUGAGGCAGGAAAGACCACCGCACUGGUGGGGUCAUCGGGUUCCGGUAAAAGCACAAUUGUGAGUCUGAUCGAACGUUGGUUCGACGUGGAGUCGGGAUCUGUCCUCGUAUGUGGCCAUAAUGUUAGUGAGUUGAAUGUCAGAUGGCUUCGCAAUCAGAUUGGUCUCGUACAGCAGGAACCAGUCUUGUUCAGCAGCUCUAUAUACGAAAAUGUUGUCCACGGCCUCUAUGGCACGUCCAUGGACUCUUUACCUGAAGCCGAUAAACGUCAACUCGUCCGUCAAGCAUGCGUCCAAGCUUUUGCAGAUGACUUUAUCCAGCAGCUGCCCGAGAAAUAUGACACCGUCGUUGGCGAGCAAGGCCAACUUCUGAGCGGCGGGCAGAAGCAACGCAUUGCCAUUGCCCGCGCUGUCGUUUCAGACCCUCGAAUUCUUCUCUUGGAUGAGGCCACAUCGGCUCUCGACCCCACGGCCGAGCAAAGCGUGCAGGCUGCGCUCGACAAUGUUUCCAAGUCUCGAACCACCAUCAUCAUUGCGCACAAGCUCUCCACCGUUCAGAAGGCGGAUAAGAUUGUUGUAAUUUCCAAGGGCAAGGUCCUGGAGCAGGGGUCUCACCAACAACUUUUGAAUCUGAAGCAGGCUUACUUCUCCCUGGUCAACUCCCAGAAUCUCGACGCCAAGGAGAAAAAUAGUGACCAGCUUGAUGAUGAACCUGGAGCAGAGGACAUUUUGACAAAGGAGGGUAAAGAAUUAUCAGAGGUCGAGAGCAAAAACCAAGCGCCUGCGGUCGUACCAGCACCAGGUAGCGGAUUAGCAAACUCCAAAGCAUCUUCAUCUCAGCCAAAAUACUCUCUCAUCCGCUGCAUCAAGGACAUUGUCUUCAAAGAACAAUCUCACCUGUGGAUACUUUUUCUGGCUGGAUUCCUCUCCUCGGCGGGGAGUGGCGCAGCAUUCCCUGCACAAGCUGUACUCUUUGGUGAGAGCAUUCCCACUCUUCAGCUUCCCCGCGGCGCUGCUAUAAUCGACAAGGGAAACUUUUGGGCUCUCAUGUACUUUGUCUUUGGUAUUGGAGUCUUGAUUGUGUAUUGGGGUGUUGGUUUCUGGUGGACGGUCGCCGCCUUUCACGCAUGUCGCCACUACCGCAGGGAGUAUUUCGAAGCUAUGCUCCGGCAAGAUAUCCAGUUCUUUGAUGUGCAAGGUCACAGUGCUUCUGAAAUGACGAGUCGUCUAUCUACAGACCCUCUUCAUCUACAAAUGCUCCUCUCCACGAAUCUGGCUCUGAUUUUACUCGUCAUCUUCAAUCUCGCCGCCUGUUGCAUUCUCUCCUUGAUAGUUGCCUGGGAGUUGGCGCUUCCUGUCAUUGCCUUGGGAGUACCGUUGUUGUUUGGUGCCGGUUACUUCCGGAUGCGCAUGGAGAUGAGCAACCAAGACCGGGUCGCAGAGAUUUAUCUGGAGGCUGCCCGCUUUGCCUCCGAAGCAGUUGGGGCCAUCCGCACAGUGUCAAGCCUAACUCUGGAGCGCAAGGUAUUGGACGGGUAUGAAGAGCGGCUGGCACAGUCUUCCAAGAUCGAGACUCGACACAAGCUCAAGAGUAUGCUCUUGUUUGCAUUCAGUGAAAGUAUCACGCUGGCAGUGUCUGCGUUCUCGUUCUGGUAUGGAGGAAAGCUGCUUUCGGAGAAUCGGUAUGACGUGACUGCGUUCUUCAUCGUCUUUGUUUCCAUUAGCAUGGGUACUCAGAGCGCCGGUUUCAUGUUUGGGUUCACCUCGGACCUAUCCAAGGCUCAUUCCUCGACGAGUGACAUCAUGGAGCUUUGUAGAGCAAAGCCUCGCAUCAAUGCUUCUACCUGCAGUGUUGGAGGUGAUGUAGACGAGGCCCUGGAUGAAAAGGUUCCAGCUAUUGAGUUCCGCGACGUCACAUUUUCCUAUCCAAACCGGCCGGAAAUUCCUGUAUUGCGGAAUCUGAAUCUAAAAAUCAACAAAGGCGAGUCCAUUGGCAUUGUUGGAGCCUCGGGAUGCGGCAAAAGCACCAUCAUUGGACUGCUGGAGAGGUUCUACGACGUUCAAUCUGGCCAGAUCCUCAUUAACGGUAAGCCGAUAGAUGCUGUUGACGUUUGCCGUCAUCGCUCUCGCCUUGGUUUGGUGUCGCAGGACACCAUGCUGUACGGAGCUACUGUUCGAGAGAACAUUCAGCUGGGCUUGUCACCUGACCAAGCGGCCGAGAUGAAGUCACAGUCGGGCGAGGUCACACAUGAAGCCGUGGUCAGAGCUUGCAAAUUGGCUCACGUGGAUGAGUUCGUCUCGAGCCUUCCGGAUGGAUACGACACCAACAUAGGAAACCAUGGAAGGUCUCUGAGCGGUGGGCAGCGUCAGCGUCUUGCGAUUGCGCGAGCCCUCAUUCGAGACCCAGACUUUGUGCUGUUUGACGAAGCGACCAGCGCGCUCGAUACGGAGAAUGAAGCCCUAGUCCAAGAGGCAUUGCAAAGUUUAGUGAUGAGCAACAGUUCACAGACAUUUAUCUCUGUGGCGCACAGACUAUCUACCAUUAAGAACUGCGAUCGUAUUUUUGUUUUACAUAGAGGCCAGGUUGUUGAGGAAGGGAAACAUGAGGAUUUGGUCGGCAGGCGCGGCCAAUAUUACGCCAUGGUACAGGCCCAGACGCUGGAUAAAGAGGCUUAG